AUGGCCGUCAAGUACGAUCUGACACAGACCCUUCUGCCCUACCUGGACCGACACUUGGGUCUACCUCUUCUUUCGCAUCUCGCUGGAUCUGGCAUUUUCUCCGAGACCGACAUCGCAAAGGCCCAGUAUGAGCUCGCAAAGAACACCUCCAUGGUCGACUAUGCGCUCCAGCUUUACGAGCAGGCCUAUCCCAACCAGCCUGCGCCUGCUGAGAUCGAAAAGCAGCGAGAGAACGCCAUUGCCCUGAACGAUAAGCUCGGAUCGGAAGUCGAUCACGUGCUCGAGGUCAUCCAGGACCCCAGCGUCGCCUCUGCGCUAAAGCAGGACAAGGCACAGAACUUGCAAUGGCUCGAGGAAAAGUACAACCUCACCAGCGAGCAGAUUAAUGCCCUUUACCGAUAUGGAUACUUCCAGUUCAGCUGCGGUAACUACGGAGAUGCUUCCUCGUACCUCUACCACUUCCGUGUCCUCUCCACUGACCCUGUGCUGACCAUGAGCUCGCACUGGGGUAAGCUCGCGAGCGAUAUUCUGGUUGGUGAAUGGGAGCAGGCUCUCAGCGAGCUUAAGCUAUUGCGAGAGCAGCUGGACUCUUCCGCCGCCCACGUCACUGCCUCGUACGCCCAACCCUCGACCUCCAACGGCAGCUCUCAAAACGACGACUUGACGCAGGAAGGCCUCUUGAAGAAGCGCGCAUGGUUGCUUCACUGGGCUCUUUUCAUCUUUUUCAAUCACCCUGGAGGUCGAGAACAGUUGGUCGAGAUGUUCCUUUCGCCCGUCUACCUCAACACUAUCCAGACCACCUGCUGGUGGUUGCUCCGAUACGUCGUUGCCGCCCUCUUGCUUUCGCGACGAACAACGCGCGUCUACUUGGUGCAGCAGCCUGCUCCUGCUACGCUCAUGGCCUCUGUCUCGGGCGCAAACGUCAACAAGUUGAGCCCACAGCAGGCUAUCAAGGACAUUGUCAACAUUAUCGACUCGGAGUCGUACCGAAUUGCCGGAACUGACCCCAUUGUCGAUUUCCUUUCCAAGCUCUUUGUCGACUUUGACUUUGAAGCCGCGCAAGAGCAGCUCACGCUCGCAGAGCAGGUGGCCUCCAAGGACUUCUUCCUCGCCGAUUUCAAGGAUGAAUUGGUCGAGGCCUGCCGUGUUGUCAUCUCGGAAGCUUACUGCCGGAUCCACUCCAAGGUCGACAUCGCUGACCUUGUCAAGCGACUCAACCUUUCUAAGGAGGACGGUGAGAAGUGGAUCGUCAACCUCGUGCGCGAUACGCGUGCCGAUGCUAAGAUCGACUUCAAGGAGGGCAUGGUGUUCAUGAACCCGACUCACCCUCCUGUUUAUCAAACCAUCAUCGAAAAGACCCGAGGCUUCACCUUCCGAACUUCAGCCAUGGGCACGGCAAUCGACCGCAAGGCGCACCCACCUUCGCUCAACAACACACAUAACCUUAAUGGUAACGACAAGCGUGGCAAUGCCGGCGGCCGUGGCGGUCGUGGUGGCCAACGCAACCAGGGUGGCCAGCGAGAUCGCUCGCACGCCCACAAUAACGAGGCUAAGCGUGAAGGCGAGUCGGCCUCUGCCGAAGAGGCGCAGCAGCAGCAACCAGCACAGGCCAUUGCUGCCAACUAA
Messenger RNA from Mycosarcoma maydis (corn smut), 1626 nucleotides. RefSeq lists its product as uncharacterized. The transcript has a single exon. Gene Ontology annotation, molecular function: translation initiation factor activity. Lineage: Eukaryota; Fungi; Basidiomycota; Ustilaginomycetes; Ustilaginales. Gene Ontology annotation, biological process: translational initiation. Bases 1 to 1626 code for a protein of 541 amino acids. The record is from RefSeq and is a predicted model, not a curated record. Gene Ontology annotation, cellular component: cytoplasm; eukaryotic translation initiation factor 3 complex; nucleus.